Messenger RNA from Sinocyclocheilus grahami, 2114 nucleotides. Its product is annotated as poly(rC)-binding protein 3-like. Bases 431 to 1747 code for a protein of 438 amino acids. The record is from RefSeq and is a predicted model, not a curated record. Gene Ontology annotation, molecular function: RNA binding. The transcript is spliced from 15 exons. Lineage: Eukaryota; Metazoa; Chordata; Actinopteri; Cypriniformes; Cyprinidae.
CUAAUGCAUCCGUUCCCAGGAUGAAGGUGCUGCAGCAUCAACUACGUGAGUGUUAAGAACUGAGAGAGCCUCCGGGCUCACGUAGCCUGGGCUAAAGGCUUAUCAGAGGCUAAGCCAGAGGGGGGAAAAAACAGUAAAGCUAGUCUCAGUCGACCAGAGGUACGGGCACAAGGCCAUCUGUCCAUUCUCUGAAUACAACUGACAACACAGGAGGGCAACUCCGCACUCAGGGAAUCAUACACACUCUGAAGCCUCAAACGUUAACUCAUCCUGGAUUGACAAGGCAAGAAGAGUUGGUGAAGAAAUCUAUUCAGCGGUUCCCGUCUCUUUAGCAAGUUCCUCUGCUGCUGGAGGGUCAUGGAAAAAGGGACCACAUUUCAUUUAACAGCUUAUAGACAGUCUGUUUGAAGCAUCUAGACCCAAGAGAAGAAUGAAUAUGAAUGAGAAGGAGGGAGGAGUAUGUGAGGGGGGGCUAAAUGUCACUCUCACCAUCCGCCUACUAAUGCAUGGCAAGGAAGUUGGAAGUAUCAUUGGGAAGAAAGGAGAGACUGUCAAAAAAAUGAGAGAGGAAAGUGGAGCCCGGAUUAAUAUAUCUGACGGUUCCAGUCCAGAGCGCAUUGUCACCAUUACCGGACAGUCUGAGGUCAUCUUCAAAGCCUUCGCCAUGAUUGCAGAGAAAUUUGAGGAGGAUAUCCUGGCAUCUAUGAUAAACAGCACCGUGACAAGCAGGCCUCCUGUGACACUGCGCCUCGUCUUCCCCGCCAGUCAGUGCGGUUCACUCAUUGGCAAAGGAGGCUCGAAGAUCAAAGAGAUCAGAGAGAGCACAGGUGCCCAGGUCCAGGUGGCAGGAGACCUACUGCCUGACUCGACUGAGAGAGCCGUGACCAUCUCAGGCACCCCUCGUGCCAUCACACAAUGCGUGAAACACAUCUGCACCAUCAUGCUGGAGUCGCCACCUAAAGGAGCCACCAUUCCAUACCGACCCAAACCCACCGCGGGUGGCAGCCACACAGUGUUGGCACAACCCCAUGCUGCGUCGGCAUUUGCUAUUCCAGGACAGUUUGCCAUUCCACCCCAAGACUUGACCAAGCUUCACCAGUUGGCUAUGCAGCAUAUCCCCCUUACCUCCCUUGGGCAGAGCAACCCCACCUUCCCUGGUCUGGAGGCCUCUAUUGCAACCAGUUCUCAUGAGCUGAGCAUACCUAAUGAUCUCAUAGGCUGCAUCAUUGGCAGACAGGGCAGUAAGAUCAAUGAGAUUCGCCAGAUGUCUGGUGCCCAGAUCAAAAUUGCCGGGGCUACAGACGGUUCGGCAGUGCGCCACGUCACCAUCACAGGCUCCCCAGCCAACAUCAGCGUGGCUCAGUACCUCAUCAGUGCGAGUUUAGAGAUGGCUAAACUGAGCAUCCAGGCUGCGUCAUCCUCCUCUUCCAGCACACCUUUCGACCUCAGCCUGGGCUUCUCCCAGUCCACCCCCUCCAUCUCCGCCUCUACUGCCUCUUCCAUGGCCGUCCUGGCUGCUCCCCCCUCUGCUAUUAACGUCCACUCCCCCUCGUCCGUCCCCUCCAUCCCCAGCGCCCACUAUGCAUUUCCUGUUUCCAGCCUGCUUGGCAUGAAAACCGUCCCCCUGCUGGCAGUGCACACAGCCACCUCCGCAGGCCUCCCGGCCGGCUUCACCCCCUACACCGCAAAGUUCCCCAUCUCGUCCAACAUCAAAAAAUCUGAGCGGCAGAAGUUUGCCCCGUACUGAGCGGCCGUGGUCUUUAAACAUCAGCUGUCCUCAGUGAUAGCAAGUCUGAGGCCACUGUAGUGCAACAUUUACAGCUCUUAUCAUUAAUCUGUGAUUGGAUUACCCUAAAGCCAUAGUGGACUCUUAUGGACUCAAGAAAUCCUGGCUACAUGAUGAAAAUUGUUUUCUAACUUGAAAACCAUGUAUUAAACCGAUGCACUGUCACUGUAGUUUUUUAAAUGUGUCAACCAUUCAAUGUAAGACAUGCAUUUGUGUUUGUUUUUAGAUUGCUUUUUGAAAUUCUGCAUACGACAAAUCAAUGUACUUUUGACAUUAAAUGUAGAAUUUAAAAGUCAUUCUUUAAUUAAACAACAGCUUUUUAGUAGUA